This is a messenger RNA of Hevea brasiliensis (rubber tree), 582 nucleotides long. RefSeq lists its product as uncharacterized. Lineage: Eukaryota; Viridiplantae; Streptophyta; Magnoliopsida; Malpighiales; Euphorbiaceae. Gene Ontology annotation, molecular function: RNA-DNA hybrid ribonuclease activity; nucleic acid binding. The record is from RefSeq and is a predicted model, not a curated record. Bases 1 to 582 code for a protein of 193 amino acids. The transcript has a single exon.
AUGCAAUCCCAAGAGGUGGUUUCAGCUGCUGUCCAUUCUUUUGAAGAGUUCCAUUACACUCAUCUUUCUCCAGGAACAUCUUUCUUCCAACCAUCUCAGCUUUCCCUAUCAUGGUCCCCUCCUGCAGUUGGAUAUUUUAAGAUUAAUUUUGAUGCAACUUUCGCAAAGCAAAGAUGUGAAGGAGCUAUUGCAGCAGUAUUUCGAGAUUCUACUUGUCAACCUUUAGGGUGGUCAUGCAAGAAAGUACUUAACCAAAUGAACCCCCAUAUACUGGAAGCUUUAGCAUGUAAACAGGCAGUUCAGUUGUCAAUAGAUAAAGGAAUUAAUGAGGUGAUUGUUGAAAAGGAUUCUUUGAUUGUUAUUCAGGGUAUUCAGUCUCAAGACCAACUGUUAGAGAUUAGAGGGAUCAUUCAGGAUAUUGCCAUCCUGUCCCAAUGCAUCCAGCAAAUUAGUUUUACGCAUGUUAGUAGAAGUUGUAACAAAGCUGCUCAUAGCUUAGGCCAGAAAUCCUUGCAUGACUAUUCUUUUUUGUAUAAUCCUAUGAUGCAAGUGAUGUUUGUUACCUCUUCGAUGCCCAUUUAG